This is a messenger RNA of Syzygium oleosum, 2327 nucleotides long. RefSeq names its product protein NRT1/ PTR FAMILY 2.11-like. Gene Ontology annotation, cellular component: plasma membrane. Gene Ontology annotation, molecular function: transmembrane transporter activity. Gene Ontology annotation, biological process: transmembrane transport. The transcript has 4 exons. Bases 314 to 2119 code for a protein of 601 amino acids. Lineage: Eukaryota; Viridiplantae; Streptophyta; Magnoliopsida; Myrtales; Myrtaceae. The record is from RefSeq and is a predicted model, not a curated record.
UUUGUGCUUAUUUUAGCUGCCCCAUCCCUCGAAAGUCGCAGCGUAACAGAAUCCUGGGUGACAUUUGAUCCGGGUUGUACGCUGUUGGAGUGGCACUGACUGUACGAAAAGGACUCAUACAAGGGAGCCUGUGAGUGGUGGGUAUAUCUAAGACAAUAAUAUAUAGGAGGGAGAGAGCUAUUGGCAGGUGGGGUUCAGGAAGGGCAUGGAAAUUCUGUUCCUGGUUAUGACUUGCUUCUACACUGAUCUGUUGCCACUAUAGACCACUAUAAAGCCCAGACAAACAGGCAGAUAGACUGUAGGAAAAAGAGGAAUGAUGGAGCAGAACGAUGGAGAGAGAAUGGAGAAGAAUGAGACAGAAACAAUGGACAAGGACGAGAGAGCCAGCGCGACCAGUGAACCAAAGAUCAACUACAGAGGAUGGAAAGCCAUGCCCUUCAUUAUAGGGAAUGAGACUUUUGAGAAGCUUGGAGCCAUUGGAACCUUGGCCAACCUGUUGAUCUAUCUGACCAAGGAAUUCAACAUGAAGACCAUCACGGCCGCAAAUAUCAUCAACAUCUUCAAUGGCACCGCAAAUUUCUCUACCUUGCUGGGAGCCUUCUUCUCCGACACCUACUUCGGUCGCUACAAGACCCUAGCAUUCUGCACUAUUGCCUCUUACAUGGGACUUCAAGUAAUACAACUAACGGCGGCCAUCAAGAACCUGCACCCUCCACACUGCGGCAGCCAGAAGUUCUGCACCAGGCCCACUGGAGGGCAAAUGGCGUUUCUCAUAUUGGGGUUCGCACUGCUAAUUACAGGAGCCGCAGGUAUCAGGCCGUGCAACUUAGCUUUUGGAGCCGACCAAUUCGAUCCAAAAACCGAAUCUGGAAAGAGAGGGAUAAACAGCUUCUUUAACUGGUAUUUCUUCACCUUCACUUUCGCCCAGAUGGUUUCCUUGACGCUCAUAGUCUAUGUGCAAUCGAACGUGAGCUGGGCUAUUGGUUUAGCGAUUCCCGCGAUCUUGAUGCUCAUAUCUUGCGCAAUCUUCUUCAUGGGUUCUAAGAUGUAUGUGAAAGUGAAAGCCACGGGAAGUCCACUCACUAGUGUCGUACAGGUCCUAGCAGCUGCUAUUAAAAAGAACAGGCUGAAGCAACCCGAGCAGCCAUGGCUUUCUCUUUACUCAUAUACACCAGCGAGGUCUAUUAACUCUAAGCUUUCAUAUACAGAUCAAUUCAGGUUCCUAGAUAAAGCAGCAAUCAAGACAUCCCAAGACCAAAUAAAUCCAGAUGGAUCGCCAGCCGAUCCGUGGAGACUCUGUAGUAUGCAGCAAGUGGAAGAAGUGAAGUGCUUGAUGAGGGUGAUUCCUAUAUGGGCUGCCGCGGCAAUUUACUUUAUCGCGAUAGUCCAGCAACAUACUUACGCAAUUUUUCAGGCCACUCAAGCCGAUCGACGCCUUGGAAACAGCAACUUCAAGAUCCCAGCAGCUUCCUUUGUCGUGUUUUUAAUGCUGAGCCUCUCCAUCUUUAUACCUAUCUAUGAUCGAAUCAUCGUCCCGGUUUUGAGGAGGCUCACGGGAAAAGAAGGCGGCAUUACAGUCCUUCAAAGAAUUGGCAUUGGCAUCUUCAUCUCCAUUGUCUCCAUGCUGGUAUCAGCCUUAGUCGAAGAACGACGGAGGACCAUAGCUUUAACUAGGCCAACUUUGGGUAUUGAACCAAGAAGAGGAGCUAUUUCGUCUAUGUCGGCUUUAUGGCUGGUUCCUCAGUUUGCACUGGCUGGACUCGCUGAAGCUUUUUCUGCCAUUGGACAAGUCGAGUUUUAUUACAAGCAAUUUCCCGAAAAUAUGAGAAGUGUCGCUGGGUCUGUAUUCUAUUGCAGCGUUGCAGGUGCAAACUACUUGAGUAGCCUCCUAAUAUCAAUUGUCCACAGAGCGACUGCUGGAGCAGAAAGCGGGAAUUGGCUUCCAGAAGAUCUAAACAGAGGGAGAUUAGACUACUUCUACUACCUCAUUGCUGUCUUGGGUGUUCUAAACUUGGGUUACUUUUUACUAUGUGCUCGGUGGUACAAGUAUAAAGGAACUCCCGAUGCGAUCCUCGACUCGGAGUCGGAGAAGAAAACCGAAAAGGCUAUUAUUAUAUGAUGUAUUGAUGUAGAGCACGUACGAGAUAUCUGCCUCUUGUACAUAUGAAUGUAGCUGAAUGCGGCAAUUAAACAUUGCAGACCCACAGCGAGUGAAAGCGCUGAGGACACAGCAUCUCUGUUGUCAUGAAUUCAUUAUAAUAUUGUGAGCAGAUUACCUAAUCAAGGAAAAGCAAUGAGAAUUCACUUGUUGCAUACCGAAGUCCCAA